This is a messenger RNA of Alternaria infectoria, 711 nucleotides long. RefSeq lists its product as uncharacterized. The coding region runs from base 1 to 711 and encodes 236 amino acids. The transcript has 2 exons. Lineage: Eukaryota; Fungi; Ascomycota; Dothideomycetes; Pleosporales; Pleosporaceae. The record is from RefSeq and is a predicted model, not a curated record.
AUGGCUAACCCGCGAACAGUCAUUAACCCAUUUACCAAGAAUGAACACCGCAUGCGACGAAACACGAGGGGUACGAAAUGGGUCACAGCUGGCCCUUUGACGGUAGUCAAACAGGACCUUGACACUGAGCAGCGGCCAACACAGCCCAACCAUUACAAGUUCAGUUUACUCAGCGACUCAAAUGACGGGCCCACCGAGACGCGUGUGUCGUCAUCGAUAAGACACGAGACAAAACCACCAUCACUAUCUUCAAAGCCUUCUGCAACCAAUACGAAGGUAUCAUACCAGGAAAGCCCUGUAGUAGCACCAAGACUUCUCGACUUCUCGAAGCUUGAACAGACCUGGAAGAUGUCAGACUCGGCCGUCCUUCCUCGCUGUUCAGCGUCAACAGUACGGCCUGAGCAAGGAACAAAGCGCAUGCGGAAGAACCAGAUUUUGGAUAAACCAUCUGAUGCUGAUGAAGCUACAAUCCGGAAGCAAAAACGUGAACAGAAGCAAGUUAUUUCUGGUCCGACUCAUUGGUACCGCACAGCUAAGAACAUCUACACUGCAGGCCCAAAGGGUGAGGGACAGAAGGUUUGGGAAGCGUACCAGCAGAAACUUGGCCAUAAGAAAGCUGGUAUUGAACCCUCUGAUAUGAAGCCUCCCGAAACAAUGGCGAAGAACGUGGUGGAAUUGGCGGACCUACAGCUGAACUUCCCCUUCCCGUAA